Messenger RNA from Mollisia scopiformis, 2852 nucleotides. RefSeq names its product DNA replication licensing factor MCM7. The transcript has 5 exons. NCBI's taxonomy places the organism in Eukaryota, Fungi, Ascomycota, Leotiomycetes, Helotiales, Mollisiaceae. Gene Ontology annotation, biological process: DNA strand elongation involved in DNA replication; double-strand break repair via break-induced replication; DNA replication. Gene Ontology annotation, molecular function: single-stranded DNA binding; ATP hydrolysis activity; ATP binding. The record is from RefSeq and is a predicted model, not a curated record. The coding region runs from base 186 to 2639 and encodes 817 amino acids. Gene Ontology annotation, cellular component: MCM complex; nucleus.
CUCCAUUUUAACAUCCCGCCAUCCAUCCGUCAACUUUGCGACAACCAGCCUCCUCAGAACCAGCAACCUUCUACCUCGUCGGCGCAAAUACCCUCGAUUGCAGAGGACUUGGUAAUCAUCCUGAACCAAUUUCUUCUCGAAGUCCUUAAACUCCAUCCUUUUACUAUUAUUCAGGGGCUUGCGCAAUGGCGCUUCUUCAAUUCAGAGCGCCUGUCAACUAUGACGACCAUCAAGAGGCCUUGGAGGAUUUCCUCCAGUUGUUCAAGACUUCUCCAAAAUCCGAACUCGCCCACGCACUCGGUGAUAUGAAUAUCGACGAGGAUGAUUUCAGCGACGAGUACGACUUCAUGGAUGAUGAAGAUGACGAUGGUCAUAAUACUCGAAGACAAGCGCGGACGCAGGCUAAGACACCCAAACUGAAAUACAUGGAUGUCCUGCAAAAAGUGGCAGAUGGAUAUGAGGACGAGAUUACGAUUGAUCUGGAUGAUCUAGCAAAGUACGAUCAAUCGUUAGAAGAGAAUGGCACCCCCUUGAAUCUGGUCGCGUCCAUCGAGACAAAUGCUAAGCACUAUCUCGACAUUAUGGCUAAAGCUGUGGACAAGGUUAUGCCCGAUGCAACAAGAGAGAUCAACUAUAAAGACGAUGUACUGGAUGUGCUAAUGGCCCAACGUACUGCUCGCAACAAUGCACUCGUCAGAGCUGCCGCCGAUUCCACAGAAGCACCCGAGCCAGAACUCUUCCCAGCUGAAUUGACCCGCCGAUAUACCUUGAACUUUAAACCACGGACACAAGGCGAUGAGCCACUGAAGGCUUUGGCAGUACGCCAAGUGAAGGGCGAGCACCUGGGACAUUUGAUCACUGUUCGGGGAAUCACAACCAGAGUUUCGGAUGUCAAGCCAACAGUCGAGGUCAAUGCAUACACAUGUGAUCGUUGCGGUUGUGAAAUCUUCCAACCUGUAGGCACCAAGACUUUUGGACCUCUAAUCGAGUGUCCCUCACAAGAUUGCAAAACCAAUCAGACGAAAGGCCAACUCCAUCACUCUACCCGUGCCUCAAAAUUCCAACCUUUUCAAGAAGUUAAGAUUCAAGAGAUGGCCGAACAAGUUCCUGUUGGCCAUAUUCCUCGAAUGUUGACCAUUUUGUGUCACGGUGCUUUGGUGCGACGGAUCAACCCUGGAGAUGUUGUGGAUAUCGCCGGUAUCUUCUUACCUACCCCCUACACAGGUUUCAAGGCCAUCAGAGCUGGUCUUCUCACAGACACAUACCUCGAAGCGCAGCACGUCACCCAGCACAAGAAGGCCUAUGAGGAUUUGGCCAUCGACAACCGAGUUUUCAAGCGGAUCGAACAAUACCGAGCUUCGGGUCAUAUUUAUGAGUAUCUGGCGAAGUCAAUUGCUCCUGAAAUUUAUGGCCAUUUGGAUGUCAAAAAGGCUCUCCUGCUCUUGCUCGUAGGUGGUGUGACAAAAGAAGUUGGAGACGGCAUGAAGAUUCGAGGAGACAUCAAUAUCUGUUUGAUGGGUGACCCUGGUGUGGCCAAAUCUCAGUUGCUCAAGUACAUUACGAAAGUCGCUCCACGAGGUGUUUAUACAACUGGUCGAGGAUCCAGUGGUGUCGGUCUUACAGCUGCUGUUAUGAAGGAUCCUGUUACCGACGAAAUGAUACUGGAAGGUGGUGCUUUGGUUUUAGCAGACAACGGUAUCUGCUGUAUCGAUGAAUUUGACAAGAUGGACGAUAGUGAUCGCACAGCAAUCCACGAAGUUAUGGAACAGCAGACCAUUUCAAUCUCUAAAGCGGGAAUUUCGACUACACUCAAUGCACGAACUUCCAUUCUUGCAGCCGCCAAUCCUCUGUAUGGUCGAUACAAUCCUCGAAUCUCACCUGUGGAGAACAUCAAUCUUCCAGCAGCACUACUGUCCCGUUUCGAUGUAUUGUUCCUUAUCCUCGACACUCCUACCAGAGACACAGAUGCUAUGCUAGCUCGUCACGUAACCUACGUUCAUAUGAACAACAAGCACCCGGAUUCUGAAGGUGUUGUUUUCAGUCCUCACGAAGUCCGCCAGUAUGUCGCUCAAGCACGAACUUUUAGACCUACUGUUCCUACCGCAGUCAGCGAAUUCAUGGUUAAAGCUUAUGUCAAGAUGCGAGAUCAGCAAAGCCGAGACGAAAAGAACAAGAAACAAUUCACACACACGUCUCCUCGCACUCUUCUUGGUAUAGUACGUCUGGCACAAGCUCUCGCCCGUCUACGUUUCAGUGAAGAAGUCGUGCAGGACGAUGUUGACGAGGCACUGCGAUUGAUUGAGGCCAGCAAGGAGUCCUUGUACCAGGACCAGGGCGGAUUUGGCAGAGAUAUGAGCCCUAGCUCUAGAAUUUACAACUUGGUCCGCACUCUUGCCGAGAGCGGCCAAUGCAAGCCUGAAGACGCGGACGACGAAGAUGACGAGGGCAUGGAAUUGAGCAUGAAAAAGGUAGAGGAAAGAGUCAUUGCUAAAGGCUUCACAAGAGAUCAGUGGCAGACUGCCGUCUUGGAGUAUACCAACUUGGAUAUUUGGCAAACUGCUGGCAACGGCACUCGUCUGAUAUUCAUUAUUUCAGACGCAGCACAGAUGGCGCGUGAUGCAGAAUAUGACAUGGACUAGAGUGUUUCUAGGGGCAGAAGGGGAAUGUUAGGGAUUGUGGGAGGGAGACUCGGUUAUGAUGUUAUUUUGGCUGCAAGAAUAUGUCAUUUGAGGCGUUCAGAGGGUCGUUUGUCCAUUUGAUGUUCAAAAUCAGUAUCAGAUGGCGUUCUGAGCUUGUGGAUACCGACAUGUCAAAGUAGGAGAGAUUGAUUGAAUGCUACUACUAUUUUCACU